This is a messenger RNA of Spirometra erinaceieuropaei, 735 nucleotides long. NCBI's taxonomy places the organism in Eukaryota, Metazoa, Platyhelminthes, Cestoda, Diphyllobothriidea, Diphyllobothriidae. The record is from the annotation of a GenBank genome assembly.
AUGACGAGUGCAGAACGACUGGCCACCAAACCGACUGAUGCUGCCAUGACAAGGUUCUACGGGCUGCCCAAAAUACACAAAGAUGGUGCCCCACUUCGUCCCAUCGUAUCCUUGCGCGGGACACCCACAUUCAACCUGGCCACAUGGAUGUUCCGGCGCCUGAACUGCCCCACCUCGGGCUCCGACACGACGGUCCGCUCCUCCGUCCAUUUCCAGGAAAGACUGAAAGGCCUGCAAAUUAACACAGACGAGGUCAUGGUGUUGUUCGAUGUAACCUCGCUUUUCACCUCGAUCCCAAAGGACUUGGCAGUCGAAACUGUCAGCGACCUCCUCGACAUUCAAUACACGGAGGCAAACAAUACCCCUAGGAGGGGGCACCUGGUGCAACUGCUUAAAUACUGUCUCCAAACUUUCUUCACAUUUGAAGGGACUGUGUACGAACAAAUCAAAUGUACGCCGAUGGGCUCACCACUAUCCGGUUUCAUCGCUGAAGCUGUUCUUCAAAAGUUCGAGACGUUGGUGUUCGCAACAUAUAAGCCAAAAUUUUGGGCGCGGUAUGUGGACGACACUUUCGUCGUUCUCAAACGGGAAAUGGUCUCGAAUUUCCACGCGCUACUGAACUCUGUUCUUCCCGAUAUUCAAUUCACCAUGGAGACAGAACACAACAAUCAGAUCGCGUUUCUGGACGUUCUGGUCCAUCGCAAGGUCAACGGGAGCCUGAAAACCACGGUCUAA